AUGGACGCCGACGAGGCGACCGUGCUCACCAACACGGUGCAGUGCAUUUCGCGGGCGGCGAGCGCACACGCGCCUCGGCCGCAGCAGACGCCGGCGCCGCCGACACCCGGCGUCAAGCCACUAUCAGGCAUUGGUCUCAACACGCAUCUUCGGGACCUGUUUUACUACCUCAACAAGAACGAGGUCAUCUUUAGUCUCGGCAAGCACGUCGUCGUACAGAACGUCCAUAACCAGCGCAUGGCCUUCUUCGAGCCGCCGGGUGAGACGACCGAGAGCGUUGUCGCCGGCGACGUCUCGGCGCUCGGGCUCACGAGCAAGCGCAACUACUUGGCCGUCGCGCGCGGGUCGCCCUCGGUGCUCGCACGCUCCACGAGCACGAUUGCCAUCUACAGUCUCCGCGACCACAAGGCGGCGUCGGACGCGGUGCGGACACCCGUGCGCGUGAUUACGUACCAGACGCACAGCUUCGUGUCGCUCGCGUUCUCAGCGAACGGCAAGUUCCUGCUCGGCCAAAGCUCGACCGCGAAUUGGAGCUUCGUGCUCUGGGAUUGGACGCGCGCGCGCAAAAUCGCCGUGACCGAGGUCCACACGCGCGUGACGCGCGUGCAUUUCAACCCGAUCGACUUUGCACAAAUGUCGACGUCGGGCGGCAUGCACCUCCGGCUCUGGAAGCUCGCAGAGCCCACGUGCCGCCAGUUUGCAACGUUCACAGCGCCCGUCAAGUACGUCGAGCACGCGUGGAUCCCCAAGAGCGACGGGCUCGUCGCACUCCUCGAAAAUGGCGACGUCCAGCACAUCUACAACGGCGAGCUCGUCCGGACGCUUCCGUCGUUGCACCACGGCCACUACCUCUCUGUCGUGAUUGCCGGCAACGACGGCUACAUCUCGCUCCUCGACGUCGGCGAGGUUGAAACGAGCGGUGCGAUCGCCGACCUCAGCCUCUCGCGUCGCAUGCAGCUCGAGUCCCGGGAGCCGAUCCUUGCCAUUGGCAUCGACCCGACGGGCGCUGCGUUGAUGGUGGUGACCCCGAGUCUCUACGGCGCGUACGAGCUCGCGAACCUCUGCCUCCUCCGCGGCGACGACGAGUCGAUUGCGCUCGUGACCUAUGCGCCGCUGCCCCGCCCCGUGGAUCUCUCGACCAUGACGACAGCGCUACGCCGGCACGUCUUUGCGACUCUCGGGCGGGCGGCGUCGGGCGGCCACGCCAUCGCGCUGUACAGUCAAGACGGCACGCCAGGGCUUUUGCAGUACACGUUUCCCCACCUCGCGCCCAACGCCAUUGCCGUGCACCCGUCCGGCUUUGAAGUGCUCGUGACCUUUAGCGUCCAGCUGCAGGUGUACCAUGUGCUCUUUGACACGUUCAAGAUUGCGUUUGAAGUCGAAAUUCGCCACGCGACGUCGGUCGCCUACAGCCGCGGCGGCAGCUUCUUUUGCGCGCUCGUCGAAGACCGGAGCAUCUACGUCUAUAGCAACUACGCCGGGUCCGAGCCAUUGCUGCACUCGGUGUGCCGGGGCAAGGACGUGAUCUCGGCGUUCGCAUGGGGCACGGACGAGACGCGGCUGUACGCAGGCGACGAGCGCGGCAACUUUAGCGAGUGGGCGCUCACCGAUGCUGGGUUUGCGUCGACUCCGGCCGCGUUCCGCGACGACGAGCGGACGCGGGCGUACACUGCGAUUGCAACGACCCACCGCGCAGGGCACCGCGUGCUAGCAGCAGCCUUCCUCUCCGGCACGGGCGUGGCCGCGAUUCACGUCUGGCCAACGCUCGACUUGACCGUAGUGCCCGACCGGACGCCAGAGCUCGAUGCGAAGAUCACAGCGCUCGAGUUUUGUGGCACCGCGCUCUGCGUCGGCCUUGCUUCCGGCACGCUGCACGUCUACUGGUGGGAAGACGGCUUGGCGGGGCCGCGGCUCGUCGCCCAGCCGCUCACAUUCGACUUGACGGCGGCACCGCUCGUGUCGCUCCGAGCAUGCAGCGCCGAGGGCCAUCUCCUCGCGGCCAGUGCCGACGGAUGCGUCUUCGAGACAGCGAUCACGGUCGCGUCCACGCCCGAGCUGCAGGCGGCGACGUCGUCUUUGGUGCUACAAACGACAUAUACCGCGAUCAACAGCUUUGUCACGGUCGUGCCCACAGACGACCUUUGUUUGGUGGAGCGCUGCAGCGUCACGGAGCGGCUCAUGCAUAUCGCGGACCUCGAGACCGAAAUGGACCAGCUCAAGAUUGAAAAGGAGAUUGUCAACAAACUCAACGCGGAGCAGCGCAGUCUCCUGGAGCGCGAGCGUCACGCCGACGUCCGCGCUGUGCGAACGGCGCUCGAAGCUCAGGUCCACGCGGCCCACGAUGCGUUGACGCACGAGAAGCAAGAGGCCGAGACGCUCACGGCGGCGCUCAAGGAGACGCACGCCCGCGACACCAGUGCCAUGCAAGCCAUUCUGAGCACGCAAAUCGAAACGCUGCACGACGUCGUCGCCCAGCUCGAACUCGACCUUAUCAAGGCGCGGCAGAGCAUCGACGACGCGACGUUUGCCGGCGACGAACGCGCGAUGCAGCUGCGCAAGGCGCUGGAAGCAAGCCACGCAGGCGAAUGCAACGGUCUCCGCGCUGAAAUACAUCGGCUCAACGACGCCUUGGCGCUCAAAACACGAGCGUACGACGAAGUGCUCUCGCAGCAGGACGACGACCACCUCUUCCACCUCGCCUCGCUCCAGGCAACGAUCGAAGCCGAGAGAGCGAAUGGCGCGGCGGUGUCGGUCGCCGCGAAGGACACGACGUCGAACCUCCAGCAACAACUGCGCAUGAUGCUCAAUGCGCUCGACAUCAAGUCGGCCGACGUCGAGAAGCUCACGCGGGAAAAGCACGACUUGGCCGCGCACGUGGCGAUGCUGCAAACCGAGCUGGCGGCGGAGCGCAAGCACGCGGUGAAAACGGCGGCCGACUGCAGUCUUCUCGAGACCCAAGUCAUUGACCUCACACGGUCGUUGGACGGCCUCGAGCGCCUCAACAACAUCCGCUUGUGCAAGCUCAAGACGAUCAAGGACUCGCUCGCGGCCAAAGACGCGGCGAACGAAGCGAUGCAGUCGUUCGUGGACGAGCUCCACCACGAAAACAGCAACGUGAUCCGCGACGCGAAUGCACUGGAUGAGAAACAGAAUCUCAUGACGCGCAAACUGCGCUUUUACGAGCAAACCCUGGCGGCGCACAAGGCCAGCGUGGCCGACGCCAACGCGAUCGUGCUGGCGUUUCGUCGGGACCUCGGGAUUCUCAUCGAAGACGAGCAGCGCGGGAAGCGGCUCAAGAUCGAUGCGAUUGUCAAACUAUACCACAAGUACGAGCCGUCGGCGCGGCAUGUGACGCGCGAGCGCGGCACGGACGAAGCCAUCAUCCACGAGCUCACGCGCCAAAACAAGUGCGUCGAGGACCACCGGCGCAAGCUCCGGUCGCGCGUCGCGACCGUCGUCAGCGAGAAACACAAGCUCGCGACGCUCUUCUCGCAAGACAACCAGAAACUGCUCGAGGACGUCCACCGGUUAACGCGGGAGAACCACGAAUUGAAGCGGCGACCAAAAAGCUGGCGCAGGUGCAGAAACCUCCGCCGCCCGUCGUCGGCGUCACCGACGACAACAACGACAACGACAACAAUGUCCACGUCACCGAUGUACCGAUCGUCGUCGAACCCGCGACCGAUGCGACGAGUCGCGUUUACAUUCCGUGCGGUAUUCACAUUGGACCGCAGCCGGUCGUAGCGCAACCGUCGCCGAUGGUUCGUCCGCUCAUUCGCCCCAAGACAAGCAAGCCCAAGCGCGUGCCCCGGGUUGUCAUGCACACGGACGCGACGCGCAAGCCGACGGGCGUCCGACCUCAGUCGGCGCUGCCGUCGUCGGUACACAAGCCAUCGCGACUGUUUGCAUAGCCG
This is a messenger RNA of Saprolegnia parasitica CBS 223.65, 3914 nucleotides long. RefSeq lists its product as hypothetical. Gene Ontology annotation, molecular function: protein binding. NCBI's taxonomy places the organism in Eukaryota, Oomycota, Saprolegniomycetes, Saprolegniales, Saprolegniaceae. The transcript has 12 exons. The record is from RefSeq and is a predicted model, not a curated record. Bases 1 to 3744 code for a protein of 1247 amino acids.